AUGGUCGACUACCAUAGGUAUCUCCCACGCUUCUUACUCGCAGACUUCGGUGACGACGAAGACGGCGAUGCAGCAGUGAAGCCUCAUGUGGUGCUUGGGGGGUUCAUACUGCUGGGGCUUGGUCGGAGCCCGUCAAAUCUGCCGAGUCUAAGAACAGGUACUGCUGAGUCGAAGGAUGAGCAACCAGAGGCCCAGCGGGCGGAGAACUUGCACCUGUUACUACCUGCUUCGAACGAAGAGGUGAACCUUUGCAAGACCAUUAUUACGGCGACGGCGCUGGACUAUCCGAUCCCGACGCUCAUAUCGUUAAAUAAGACUUUUAAUACAGGCGGACUUCUCGGCGGAGGUAGCCAUAUCGCCAAGAUCACUGGCGUUCUCGAAUGGCUACAAGCGCAAGAUGCGUCUCGAGACAAUGACCUAGUAUUGAUGAUGGACGCAUAUGGUUCGUUUGAUUACUACGAUAAUGCCCGAAACCAGCAGGCUCACCUCGAGGCAGACAUCUGGUUCCAACUGCGGAAAGACACGCUUAUCAGUCGAUACCACUCGAUUAAUGCGGCGGCCAACAAGCGUCUGUCGGACCGCUUGGGCAAGGCUUACGAUGCGGAGGGGAUCCGGCAAACGAUCAUCUUUGGAUCCGGGAAGCGCUGUGCACCUAACCAGGUCCACACAGUUGCCUGCUAUCCAAUGCCAGAGACCCCACUGCCUGAUGAUGUGUACGGGACUAACACCGAUACUAUUAUGGGCCGCAACAAGUACACCAGCCUCCGCCAGCGCUGGUUGAACUCUGGAUACGUCGUUGGCCCCGUGAAGGACAUGCGUGAGAUGUUUAGGCGAGCACAAGCCAAAGUCGAUGCGAUUCAGGACCACCCUGAGUGGGACAACGGCAGCCGAGGCGCGGACUUCAUGUAUCACGGCAGCGACCAAAGCAUCUUCAAUACCAUCCUGGGCGAGCAAGAAUUUCAACGAGAAGUUAUGCGUCGUCGUCAUCUCACCAGCCUUGACAAGGCUCGAGGAAAGCUGAAGGUGCCACCGAGCAAGAUCGAGGGAACUAUUAUUGACGAUCCCUUGAAUCCUUCAUUCACGCACGAGCCAAUGGAACAGAAGGCAGGGAAACCAGACGAGUUUUCUAUCGGACUGGACUACUUCUCCGAGCUAGGACAGCAGACUGUAAACUCAGAGGAGGAUUCUCGCUACAUCAGACACAACGGCGACAUCCAGGAUCAAGCAAAAGAUCGCACCGGCCACUUCGACUGCCCCAACAGAGCUACUCCCGAGAUCCCAGCCGAUAUUUCAAAGACCGAACCUCCGAUUUCGCAGCGCCAGAUUGGCGAGGCCGAUCAGCAAUGGUCUGAAGUCCCGCUGUACACGAAUCUCUGCCUCGACCGCAUUCCGGUGAUGAUCCACCAUAAUGGCGACAAAGGGCUUCGAGAGGCAGCGUGGCCGAGAAUGUGGGUGCAGCCGCAUGCGCGGAAGUUCAUGGCGGCGGUUGUCGCCGGGCAGGAUGGCGAGCAGAGGGGUGGUGCGUUCUCGGAUGGGCAGUAUGUGUCGUUUGGUCAGCUGUGUCCGAGGGAGAUGGAGCAGGAACUCUUUAGAGAUCUCGAGGGCUGA
Saxophila tyrrhenica is the source of this 1608-nucleotide messenger RNA. RefSeq lists its product as uncharacterized. Lineage: Eukaryota; Fungi; Ascomycota; Dothideomycetes; Mycosphaerellales; Extremaceae. The record is from RefSeq and is a predicted model, not a curated record. The coding region runs from base 1 to 1608 and encodes 535 amino acids. The transcript has 4 exons.